Molecule: messenger RNA, 553 nt
Organism: Naegleria gruberi
Lineage: Eukaryota; Heterolobosea; Eutetramitea; Acrasida; Naegleriidae
Exons: 3
Coding region: 4-528 (174 amino acids)
Biological process (GO): nucleocytoplasmic transport
Cellular component (GO): cytoplasm; nuclear pore
Molecular function (GO): GTPase activator activity
Source: RefSeq, a predicted model, not a curated record
ACCAUGUCUGAUACUGAAGAUAACUCACAAGAAACUACUGAAUUCGCCAAGGAAGAAGAAUGCAAGGCUCAUUUCACUCCUUUGGUUGACAAGGAUGCCCUCCCAACUGUUGAUGUCUCCGUAAAGAAUGAUGAUGAAGAAGAAAUUUAUAAUGUUCGUGCUAAGCUUUACAGAUUCGACAGUGAAGCCAACGAAUGGAAGGAACGUGGUGUUGGUCAAAUGAGAUUCCUCCAACACAAGGUUGACAAGAGAGUCAGAGCUUUGAUGAGAAGAGACAAGAUCAUGACUAUCUGUGCUAACCAUACGAUCUUCCCAGAAAUCAAGUUGUCUCCUAAUGUUGGUAGCGACAAGGCUUGGGUUUAUACUUCCCCAGCUGAUUUUGCCGAUAACGAACAAAAGGUUGAAACUUUUGCCAUUCGUUUCCAAACUAGUGAAAUUGCUCAAGAAUUCAAGACCAAGUUCGAAGAAGCCCAAAAGGCCUAUCCAAAGAAGGAGGAAAAGAAGGAAGAAGAAAAGAAAGAAGAAUAAAUCAUUUUCAAAUACUUGUAAAUAA